AUGACUAUACAAUGCAACAAACAGUACAAGAAGCAGUACAAGGUGAGUAGAUCAAACCAUAACAGCAGAUAUGGCUAUACAACGCAGCUCAACUUACCUACAGGUACAGGUAAACCAGGUGUAUAUCACUACUUCAGAUGUGUCAAUACAAGCAGUUCAAGUAACAACGCAAGUUGGGGAGAUUUUGUAACACUGACAAUGACCAUACAAUCAACAUCAAUAACAGAAUCACAAUUGAAAUGGAAACAUAAUGGUGUGGAUAUAGUAGUAUGGAAUGGACAAAGUAGUAUUACUAUUACAUCAGCUAAACCAUCAGAUGCUGGAAUUUAUGAAUGUUAUACUACUGAACAGCAACGACAAAAUGGAAAAAAUGGUUUUAUGAGACUUAUUGUGAGACGUUGUCCUAAUGGUAAAUAUGGUGAUACAUGUCUACUUAACUGUCCUACAUGUUAUAAUGGAGGUAUAUGUAAUGCAGACACUGGAGAAUGUAUAUGUCCACCAGGAUUUAAAGGAGGUGACUGUAAUAUAGGUUGUGCACGAGGCUAUUGGGGAAAGUCAUGUGAGCGCCUAUGUUCAAGUGUAAAUACAGCUACAGCUUGUACAGGAAAGAUGUUCUGUGUUUCUGAUCCAUAUGGAUGUUCAUGUCUUGCAUCACAUGGAGGAUUAGAUUGUAACAUUCUUG
This is a messenger RNA of Saccoglossus kowalevskii, 682 nucleotides long. RefSeq names its product tyrosine-protein kinase receptor Tie-1-like. The record is from RefSeq and is a predicted model, not a curated record. Lineage: Eukaryota; Metazoa; Hemichordata; Enteropneusta; Harrimaniidae.